AAAUUGAAAAUCUCGUUGGUAUGUUGUGUGCGCACGGUUGGAAUUUUUCGGAUUUCCACUUAUUGGCGCCCCCACCCGCCCCGCUUAACACCAACGCCAGCGCAGUGCGGUUACAACCAACGACGAACUAACCAAACGGUCGGCCAGGCAGUCAACCAGCAACAACGGGCCACCCACCCACGGCGGGAGUUGGGUGUAUUUAGGAGAAGAUUGUUCAGUGUCCCGUAUUUCGUGUAGUGAGUGUAGCUGCAACAGCUUGCAGUAUUAGGACGACAUUAAAAACGCUAUUAACUUUUAGUUGAAUUAAAAGUAACGAGAAAAAUUGCAAAAAAAAAAAACGUGAAUUACAGAAGUGCUUUGCAUGCGUAUGGAAAUGAAGUGAAAAAUAAGCAAAUUGCGAGUGCGAGUGCUAACAAAUAAAGCGGACAGGAGUGCGCGUUGACUGGACAGUAGUGGUGCCGCAGUGUUGCAGUAGUAAGACAAAGCGUGUGGGGCAGAUUACUCGUAAAACAAAGGACUAAGCACAGCUAGUGCGAGUAAAUUACAGAAAAUAAAUAAAUACAUACAUACAUACAUAAAUCGUAGGCAAAUUAGUAAAGUGAGUGAAAGCACUGGCGUACCUAUAAGUGAAAAAAAAACAAAGCCGCUUUAAAAAAGCCUGAAGCCAUUUGGGGACGUUAAAAUUUGGAAAAAUGUGUCGAUAAUCAUAAGAAAGUAAAAAAAAAACUAAAAAAAUUUAAAUUGUCUCUGUUGCAAAAAAAUAAAACUAAAACGGCGUGCAUCACAAAAGUGUCAACGAGUAAAUUCACUCAGUUAAUUCUACAUUUAAACUAAGAUGCAAUUAAAUUAUUCGAUUGCUGUAAGAAUCACCGGCUCUUCUGCCGCAACUCAUCGAAUGUGUCACUAAAUUCCCGUAAUUUGAAUUUGUUUACACACAAACCAACAAAUGUCAGUUGGAUAGAGAAGAACAAGCAUUAAUCAGCUGUUUGCAAGCGCAAAAGGGAAUGGGACCUAAGAAGCGUCUCAUCACUGCAGCUGCCGCCGCCGCCGCUGGUGUCACUUCCACUGAGCGUCAGCCACGUUCGUCUAACAACACAGCUGCAGCGAUAAAGAAACAACGUCCCACUGCGGGCAAAGCACACAGUUCCCCAGCGGGUCGCAAACCGGCUGCUGCUAGUAAUGUGACAGCUGUGAAACAUAGUACUGCUGGUCGCACGCCUUCACCAGGUAAGAGGCAGCAAACAGCGGUUAACAAGGAACGUGAGAAGGAAAAGGAUAAAGUGAAAGGGAAGGAAGAAAAGUUGGAGCAAGUGGAAGGUAAAGAGUUGGAAAAGGUAGUCGCAAAACAAACCGUUGUAGCGGAAGACGCUGAGAUCCCGAAAAACAACGACGAGUGUUCGGAAAAGCUUAGUUUAGUAUCAAAGCCCAAAGAUCAAAGUAAACAUUUCACGGAUUCGAUCAACGAGUCGACUCCCGCGCCCGCGACUAACCGCAAACCAACAAAACGCACACCCUCACGGGAGAAUGUGAAAAAAUCGAACACUUCCGAGACGAAAGAAAAGUCUUCCGGCAGCUCCAACAAGAAAAUUGAAUUGGAGAAGCACAAGGCGGAUUCAGAACCGCCUACGAGCACUUCCGCCUCAUCUUCCGUCGGUGGCAGUAAGCAGAAAGCCGAGGAACGCAAAGAUGGCAAGACCAAAGCUAUAAGUAAGAUGCUUAAAAGUCUCGAUAUACAAAUAACCGGUUUCGAUAAUAUACUGCCAAGCGAAGAACGCAUUCAAGAUACGCUCAAGUCCUCUAUUUCGGAGAAUGUGAAAACAAAGUCACGCGCAGCUGCGGUCAAGGUGAUAGCGAGUUUGAAUCCGCCAAAGUCGAAUAUAGCGCGUAUUAAAGCGCGACAGGAAGACGAGAGAAGGGAGAAAGAAAAGGAAAAGGAGAAGAGUAACGAAAGAGAAAAGGAGAAAGAAAAAGAGAAAAGUAACGAAAGGGAAAAGGAGAAAGAAAAAGAAAAAGAGAAGAGUGAGGAAAAGGAAAAGGAGAAAGUAAAGGAUAAAGAGAUAGAAAAAGAUAAAGAAAAGGAGCCAGAAAAGGAUAAUCCUCCGUACAAGGAAACAGAUAAAGAGCUUGAAACUUCAUCGCAUUCUAAAGAGGAGACAAGCGCACCAACAAAAGAAUCUCGAGACUCACAAGAAGAAAUCCAAAAAUCAAAAGAAUCUCCGACGAACUCUUGCAGUGAAUUUGAGUCUUCGAAACGUAACGAAUCUCAAGAGCCUCCCAGUGAUACGACUACAAAUCCUUUAGCCAAAAUGGCGCCCAAGAAGAAGGUAACGGCCAAGCGUGCCAAUAAAGCCGAAGCCAAUCAGAAGAAUAAAAAAGCGGCAGGACAAAAAUCGAAGGAUGAUAGUUCUAAAAUGCAAACGGCGGCUACAAAGCCCACAAAUGCCGUCGAAGUAGGCACACCAUUAAAGAAACGGCUACUCAAAUCAAAACUUAUAAAGAAAGAUGACGAAGAGAAGAAUAAAGAAGAAGCAAUCACGCCAACUGGAUAUAAGUCAGACACACAGUGCAAAGCAGUGGAACCACCCGAGCCACCGGACAAGGGUGUCCAAGAAGAGAAGGCUGCAAAGACGCCUAAAAAGACGCCAUCGCCGAAGAAAGUCAAGAUGAACCCAAAGAACACGGACAAGUGCAAUAUCCAGGAACCUGAGGCGGCUGAUGAACAGCCAGAAUUUUUGGAAAAGGAAGAGACAUUAAGAAUAGUAUUAGAUGCCAAUACAGAGGUAGUGCAAAUGGAUCUUGAAGAAAUGCCGGUAUGUGCAAAAGCUCCAAAAGAAGUGGAGCUCAAAAAGGAGAAGACGAAUGAGGUGCAGCCAAAGGUGGAGGCUGAUGCGAAACCGCAGUCGUUAAAGCAAGAAGAAGCGACAGAGAAUGCCACGACCUCGGCCACAGCCUCACAACUGGUUGAGAAGAGGCAAACUUCGAAUAUUAAGCAGCGAUUACAAAGCAAAUACAAGGUGGCACCAAUCAAGGCCAGCGCAGCUAAAAUAGUUGGCAAAAAAUCCAAAUUUGCACAAAAGCUGGUGAGCGACAAGGUUGCCAAAACAGCAUCAAAAGACAUAUAUGACUUUAGAUCAGGUUCUGAGGAAGAAGAUAACAUUAAAAUGGUGUUGCCCACGUUGAAAAACCUACGCGAGUUUGCUGAUGAAGAAAAUAAAGCGAAGUCGGCCAAGGAAGCUUUAAAGAGCAAGCAAACGUGUGUCGUCGCAGAUGAAAAGGAAGAAAAGAGCUCGGAAAUGCUUGAAGAAAAAGAUAUACCAAUCAAAAAGCCAAUGGAAGGGCCUAAAAAGAACUUGGAAUGCGCGGACGUUGAAGAAAAGGAUGAGGACGUUGAAAAUAAAGAUGUUGUAGAAGGCGAAACUAAGAAGGAUACAGAGCUGAACCCAAAGUCUGCCGCUAAAGCAAAGAAGAUCCCCAAGCCGAAAGUGACGCGAAAAGUUUACAAGAAGAAACCAUUAAUUACGAAGAAAGUGCUUAAAGUAGUCAAAGGGAAAUUAUUGCAGAAGGCAACUAAACCGAAAGCCAAAACCACCAAAAAGGUGCAAAGGGAAUCUUCAAGUGCCAGCAGUGAUUCCGAAGAUGAGAAAAAGUUGAUUGAUUUUGGCCCCAAACGACACCGCAUGGCAUCAUUGAACGCGCUAGCCAAAGUGCAGUGUCUCUACGAGAACGAAUCGCGCACGGCCUACGAGUUGGGCCUGUCCAAGGCGACUCAGUUGCCGCCGAAAAUUCGUACUGUUGAUGGCAGUGACGAGGAGAAGGACAAGGAAAAGGAAAUCGAUGAAAAAGUUAAAGUGACGAAAGAGAAGAAAACAGAAGACGCUGCAAAGGUGGAGGAGUUGCAAAAAGCAGAGUCCGAAGACGAACCACCGGAGGUGGAAACGAAGCGCGAACUGCGCUAUGUGCCAGGCGGACGUGGGCUGGGUAAGCAUUGGGAGUUCGAAGAGAGCGGCGACAGUGAGGACGAGGAAAUCGACAAGAUGAAGCUUAAGCGUAAGAAGCUACAGAAAAAGUUGGCAAACAAGAAAGAAAAAGAAGCAGAAAAGCUGAGAGAGAAGGAAAAGGAAAGAGAAAAGAAAGACGACGAGGCAUCGGGUAGCAAGACUGGCAAGGCAAAAGAAGCCAAAGACGGCGCGAAAGAAAAAGUCCCUAUCAAAGUAAAACGCAAGUACACGAAGAUUAAGAAGCCACUCAAAAAGUUAGUUAAAUUAAAAACUGAAAGCUCUGAUGGUGGCGAAAACUCAGAGGCAAGCGAUAAAGAAGACAAAACUCAAGAGAAGGAAAAGUCGAAAGCGCACAAAGCCAAGUUGGAGGCACGCAAGCCGCCAAAGAAGCGCAAGCGUAUGCUGCGUGAGGAACUAAUCGGCGAUUAUAAGGGCAUUUUGGCACGCAAACGCAUGGCUAGCCUGAAUGCCAGCGCUAUAGUAGCUGCCACAUAUGAGGUUGAGCGUCACCUGGACAAGAAUUUGGCUUACGGCAGCUACGAGAGCUCCGAUGGCGAAGAGAAAACAUCCACACCAGCCAAGAAAUCCAAGGAUGUGGCAAAAGAGACCAAGAAAGCAGCUGCAGCCAUGGCAGUAACCGAAGAGCCAUCAGUUACAAAAGAGACCGUUGAAGCCACAACAAAUACCACAGCUACAGCCAAUAGUUCGAAUGCGUCUACUGCAAGCGGUACAGCUAGGGAGUCGCGACCGCUGAAUAUAAACGAGGAGAGCAACGACUCAAAGUACUCGAAGGAAACCAAAGAGACCAACACAGACACAACAACUACGGCUGGUUUUCGUGACUCGGGUAGCACAAAGGACGCAAAGGACUCCAGUCGGCCUACCUCGUCGAGUGUGGUCAUUGUUCAGGACACAGACGUCACCAUAACGGGUGUAUACGUCAACUCUACAACUGGCUCAAGUCAGGAGGCCUACUGCAAGAUGCAAUAUCGCGUACAAUCGAGCGUCACCGAGGAACGAGUGCUGCGUCCCAGUUCAGUGGACCCACCAAAGUCCUAUACGCCAUUGAGCGCGCUCUCGAGCAUGCUGCCGCCGGGCGCAACAUCAGGCGCAAGUGGAGGAAUGGGCGAAGCGCAAGGCUCACCCCCACCACUGCCACCGCCCACUGCAGUCAGCACCGCCCUGCCGGACGCGCUCAGCGCUGCUAGCAUCUACCACGCCAACGACUUGGGUCUGCAUCCGGAACAUGGCGCACCGGAACAUGGUCCGCCGCCACCCUCAUACGCUGCCGCGGCCGCAGCCGCUGCUGCCGCCUACCAUGCACAUCACAUGUCGCCAGCCGCCGCCGCGGUCGCUGCCGCCGGCAUGCACGUACACCAUCAACAUCAGUAUGCGCACGCACACGCGCAUCAAUAUCCCCCAAUGGGCAGUGAACACGGCAUACAUGGCGGACUGCCGUCACCACACACAGCCGCAGGCCCACCGCCGCCGCCGCCGCAUCACUAUCAAGCACCGCCACACUAUGGGCCGCCGCCACCACCGCCGCCCACAUCGAGCGUGGUGGGUGCGGGACGUUGUGAAGUUGUAUCACCGCCGCCAACCUAUCGUUCCAGCGUCUAUGCGCCGCCAACUGGGCCGCCACAAUCACAGGCGCCUAGUGGCCUGCUGCCACCGCCACAUUCCUCGCUCUCAAUGACAGCGGGUGGUGGCUCGAGCGCUUUCUGUGCGCCCAAUCUACAUCAUCAGCAAGCACAGCAUCAACAUCACCAACAACAACAACAACAUCAUCAGCAGCAACAAGCAGGUCAACAACAGGACGCAAGUGAUAAUUAA
Rhagoletis zephyria (snowberry fruit fly) is the source of this 5831-nucleotide messenger RNA. Its product is annotated as myb-like protein X. The record is from RefSeq and is a predicted model, not a curated record. Gene Ontology annotation, biological process: negative regulation of DNA-templated transcription; heterochromatin formation. Lineage: Eukaryota; Metazoa; Arthropoda; Insecta; Diptera; Tephritidae. Gene Ontology annotation, cellular component: chromatin silencing complex. Gene Ontology annotation, molecular function: transcription cis-regulatory region binding; chromatin binding.